CAAAAACCCCGAAAUUUCGGUUAGUUCCAUUCCUUUGCCGUUUGUUAACAGACCCGCGUAAGAAUGGGGUAACGGUGGAGUUCCGCCGAGGUGCGCUUAACAUAUCCCGCAAAUCAAACGGGCGCUUCUGAGUUCUGCGCGCCGUUUCGGAAAACGGAAAGGGCCAAGGCUUGCAGUGGCCUGCUAGUGCAACAAGAUGGAAUGAUGACGCCUACAUCACAGUCUGAGCUCCAAAAAUUCAAGUUCUGGGUGACGAAGGGGAGAAGACACUCUACACCAUCAAGUUGUGUAGAACCUCAUGAAACCAUUGAAACAGACCUCUACUGAUUCGAAGUGGCGUACUUGACUCGACAUGGCGCUUCCGCACCUUCGCGCUCUAGAGGACUGCGCAGACUUCACGAAGACAGUGGAACCCUUCAUUCCCCAACUCUAUGCCCUCCCCGGCAAGCUACUUGAGGUCUUGACGGGCCAUGAGAGUCUGUUGAGAGUUUACAUGCAAACCAACCCUCUCAUAUCCGGCUUCGCCCUCUCUGUGUUUCUUGGUGCGGUAUUCCUCGUGGUCGCCGAAGUCAACCGCAACUACUCACAGGUUGAUCGCUGCUGGAGCCUCUUGCCGACGCUGUACAUAGCCCACUUCGCUCUAUGGGCGCGCCUGGUUGGACUUCCCACUAGGCGUAUUGAGGCAGCAUUGCUCUUCAGCUCGAUAUGGAGUGCUCGUCUCACGUACAACUACUGGAGGAAGGGGGGCUACAAUAUCGGGAGCGAGGACUACCGAUGGGAACUCGUCCGACAGCGCAUACCCAAGGCGGCGUUCCACGUCCUUAACUGGACCUUCAUCUCAUUCAUGCAGAGUAUCCUGCUCUUCCUGAUUACCGCGCCCGUUUACAAGAUUCUGCUCGCAUCGACUAUUGAGCCGAACUUGACCAGCGCUGAUCUCGCGUCUUUGGCCAUGGAGCUUGGACUCAUCCUGACAGAGUACAUCGCAGACGAACAGCAAUGGGUCUACCAAUCAGCAAAGAAGCUGUACAAAGAGACCGGCAAGGUCUCGCGGGGCUUCAAGCAAGCCGACCUCGACCGGGGCUUCCUCACCUCCGGCCUGUGGGGAUACAGCAGGCAUCCCAACUUUGCGGCUGAACAGACCAUCUGGUUCCUCCUCUACCAGUGGAGCUGCUACGCGACCAAAACUUUGUACAGCUGGGCGGGCCUGGGCCCCUCGUUUCUCAUCCUGUUGUUCCAAGGCUCGACGUGGCUCACUGAGGGGAUCACGGGCGGGAAGUAUCCCGAGUACAGCGAGUAUCAGCGCAAUGUUGGCAUGUUCGCUCCGAAGCGGCUCUCCGCUUACAAGACGCCGGCCCUGAAGCCCAAGAUCAUUCGGACAAGCGAACUCGCCGAGAAACAGCGACAAAAGGAGAAGGAGAAACAGAAACAGAAGUGAGGUGGCGGCAGAAGGCGGGCAGAGCCCCCAUUCCCGAAAAGCACACGAGACAUAAUAAGCACGGGGGCUCGGCGGUUAAGCAACUACCGACGGAGUCUAGCGUCGCAAAAGGCGGCCAACAGUAUUUACGUACAGUGUACGACUCAGACUUGCGGGAUGACUGUGGGGAGGAAUGCGGCACAGAUUGUCAGAUCCUCCGAUGAGUCCCAGCACUCUCGUGAUGUGUUGGAGAUGUGGGAGAAACACCGGGAUCCACCCCGGUGACUGUCUUGAGCAGGGAUUGUUAUGAUGUGCAUCUGGAGAAAAGGGGGGUCAUAAAAACUAACGUUGGUAAACUGUGGUAAGCUGCGCGGCAUCAUGCAUAUACAUUGGUAUUAGCCUAGUAAAUUGUGUAGUACAUGAGCGAGAUAUACGACUUUUUGAUACUACUAUGGGAUUUGAGCCUGGC
Molecule: messenger RNA, 1883 nt
Organism: Chaetomium strumarium
Lineage: Eukaryota; Fungi; Ascomycota; Sordariomycetes; Sordariales; Chaetomiaceae
Exons: 4
Coding region: 353-1435 (360 amino acids)
Cellular component (GO): membrane
Source: RefSeq, a predicted model, not a curated record